Messenger RNA from Aspergillus terreus NIH2624, 1152 nucleotides. RefSeq lists its product as uncharacterized. Bases 1 to 1152 code for a protein of 383 amino acids. Lineage: Eukaryota; Fungi; Ascomycota; Eurotiomycetes; Eurotiales; Aspergillaceae. The transcript is spliced from 3 exons. The record is from RefSeq and is a predicted model, not a curated record.
AUGUUCGGAACCCUGCGCUACCUGCCCAAGGACAAGACUGGGGAGUUCCUCGAGCGUGAAUCAGGGGUGGUGGGAAAUACGACAACCAACAAACCUCAACACUCUGCCUGCGAUAAUUGCAGGGUAAAAAAGUGGCCAAAGAGCGGGAUGUUCGCGGUGCAAGACACUUUCCCUCCCCUGCAGCUAUACCCACGGCCCCGUGCGGAAAGGCAAAAGGAAGCCAGCGCCCAGGUCGCAAGAAAAGGACCACAGCUAGACGAGAAUUACGUCGGGCUGGACAAGGCAACGCAGCAGGUCCAAGGGAACCCCGACUCAAUGCUGGACCCAAUGUUGAAGGAAAUCGCGACCUGGUCGAGUUGCCUCGAUUGGUCUCCAGGAAAGGACGGCACCAGCAUGCCGGAAUCCGACUAUGCCGUGACAGGGGAUCUACGCCUCCCCGCAGUCAAUGGGUUCACGUCACUGGAGCUGCUUCCUACUCCUCCGUCGACCUAUGUCCUUGCCGCCUCCGGGAGCACAAACCGAUCAAGUGAGAACGCCUCCGAUUUUGCUAUGGAAGAGCGACCUUCAUGCUCAUGCUUGAACUCGGCCGUCUUCCUCCUGGACGAAUUGGAGACGCCCCACUAUGAUGGGGGCCCCGGCGCGCAGGGCCUUGACUCUAUUCUUUCGAUUUAUCAGGAGGUGCUCUUUCUGUGCAAACGUAUGAUCAACUGCGACGCCUGCCGACGGAAAUCAGGAAGUAUGAUGAUGCUUAUGAUGGUGCUGGAGCGAUUGGCCAUUCUGUGCGGCGAGGUGAUUGAUGCUUUUAUUGCCCAGAGGGAAUUCAACAGGCCGGGGGGCGCGCCCGUCCCCGUCGCCAUGAUGGAGAAGCAGCCGAUGGUUUUGGGCGAGUACGAGAUCGACGGGGAAGACUACGAGGUUAUGAUGGGGAUGCUAAUGACACGGCGGCUGUCGGAAUUGGAGAGCUUGCUAGCUCGCAUAAAGAUGAUCAGCUCCUCCACCUGCCGCGCUCAUCAGCAGGCCAGAAUGGCGCGCGUUGAUCAGCAUGUUAAGAACUUGUUUCAGAAGCUUACUUCCGUCUGCCCUCUGGUCACCCAAUGGAGGACCGAUACAAAUCGGCCAGUGGUCACGGAUGCUGCUUGGAAAGCCAUUUAA